This is a messenger RNA of Naegleria lovaniensis, 1701 nucleotides long. RefSeq lists its product as uncharacterized. Lineage: Eukaryota; Heterolobosea; Eutetramitea; Acrasida; Naegleriidae. The coding region runs from base 1 to 1701 and encodes 566 amino acids. The transcript is spliced from 2 exons. The record is from RefSeq and is a predicted model, not a curated record.
AUGAUUGUCUUUGACCAAGCCAACAACAACACCGUGUCCAAUAGUACUACCUUGGCCAAUACGACAACAUGCAGUUCAACACUGUUUGAACUUCCCUAUGGUCUCAGCCGAGAAGAAAAUCCGAGUGUCCAAGAUGAGAUUUGUCCCGAUACAUGGAUCUCAUUUGCGUUCAUGAUGGCAUUCCUAGUGUUUUAUAUUCUUCUACUCUCAAUUUCAUCAUUUGGAAUUAUCUUUAAGCGAAAUUCUCGACAUGUUUCCGCAAGAAGCCUCUCUCACAUGUUCCUUACCAUGUUUUCAAGUUUUGGAAUCAUCAUGACCAUGGCCUUGAGAAUUAUUAUAGGUCGAAAGGUCUUUCCAUGUGCAUGCUAUGUAUUGGGCUUCUUUCUUGGACCAAUGACCACUCUUCCCACGACGUGUCGUUGUUUGAAAUUGUUUUUCAUGUACAAGUUGAAUUUGGCUAAAACAACACUCUUUCGAAAUUCAUCACCCGAGUUAUUGGAAGAGUAUGAGACUUCUCUAAGUAUUGUUGGAAAUGGAGAUCAAAUUGUAUUGACACCAACGAGAGAAAAAAGAAAAUCCUCUAUUCUUUCGGAGAGAGUGGAUUUAAGGCGGUUAAGUGUGAAAAUUAAUGUUUCAAGUCCAACCAACCCAACAACGCCUUUGGAGCACACUCCAACUGGUAGUCCCUCUCCAACGACGCACAAAAGUUCUGUUUUGUGUACAGAGCUCUCGUCUCCAUCCUCACCGGAAGCAAAUCAUACACUCAGUGUCAAAACUUUGCGAUUUUAUCUAUUCAUGACCAGUUACAAAUUCAUUGUCAUGGUUUAUGUCAUGGUGUUUAUUUUUCAAGUGUUGUUGUGGUUAAUAUGUGGUGGAAUUGAAGAAGCCAUAUAUGCAGCCAAUCGACAAGGAGCAAGAAUUUUUGUCAUUCCUGGUCUAUUGGAAUUUAAGACAGGAUGUGUCACUUCAACGAAUGUUUUGAUCAUUAUUUUAGUUGAAGCUGUGUUUUACAUUGCAGCAGAAGUUGUGUCGUUGAUAUUGGCCGUUCGCUCCGAUCGAGAUACUUGGAAUAUUAAGAAAGAAACAUUGGCCUAUGUGGUGAUUCAAGUAGUUACAGUAGCACUGUUUUUAAUUGCCUCUGUCAUUCCACUCUAUGCUAAAUUAGCAGAUUUCUUUAUUCCAUAUGGAUUAUUUAUUGAGAUUGGUUUGUGUUUGGAAAUUGUGGUGUGUGUACUCUUGCCAGUGAUUUAUGAUAUAAGGCAAGAUGCAUCGAAGAAUGCACAUCAGUCAAGCCAUGAGAAGAAUACAGGCGGGGAAGAAAAAGUCACCAACGUGGAACAAUUAUUGAAGGAAAAGAAAACGUUUGACAUUGUGUUGGAUUAUGCACGAAGAAGUUAUUGUCCUGAGGCUGUGUUAUGUUGGAAGGAAAUUCAGACCUUCAAAAGUACUGUGGCCAAUCUCUCAAAACGUAAAGAAAUAGCAACAACCAUAAUUGAUGCAUUUCUUAAAGUGGGAGAACCACUUGAAAUUAACAUUUCACAAAUUGAAAAGGUUAGAAAACGUUUACUUUCUGAAAUUGAAAAAGAGGAAAUUCCUAUCGAGAUGUUUCAAGAAAUUGAGACGCAUUGCUUGGCUGAUUUGAUGGACCUCUUGACGCGGUUGUGUCAUUCCAAUGAAUAUAUUCGAAAUUUGAUAGAGUGA